This is a messenger RNA of Drosophila virilis, 2331 nucleotides long. The record is from RefSeq and is a predicted model, not a curated record. Lineage: Eukaryota; Metazoa; Arthropoda; Insecta; Diptera; Drosophilidae.
UAAACAACUGUAAAAUAUCAACGACAACACAAUUGCGCUCAAAAGUCAAGGCUUGAGUUUUGCGAUGUUAACGGUUCCCUCGCCCAGUUCCGUUGCAUGCGUGCCGUUCAAUGCUCAGAAAUUUCGCGAAUACCUCUGCAGUCAACAGCUGUUUUCAGCGCGUGCUCUCACUUACUCUCUAUCUCUCUCUCUCUCUCUGGAGUAACACUCUCUCACUACGAACGAACGCAGCAGGUGCAGCAGCAGCAACAACUACAACAACAACGAAUCGUAACAAGUGCCGAGUGCGCAGCUUUCGUUGCUGCUGGCCAUCGACGACAGUUUGCGCCGUUGCCGCUGAACAGUUAGUGAACGACUCUCGUACGAGACAGACGUGAGCGGCAGCUUAGAGCUUGUUAUAAAAACAAAUUUAAUUUCGAACUUUGGCGCGACUUUCGCAGACAACAAACGUAGUGAAAAAAGCGACAAAAACCAAAAAACAAAAAAAUCAAUUAAAUUGUAAAGUGCAUGGCAAAGUAAAAGCAACUGCAACGGCAACUGCAACUGCAACAAGUGCAAAAUUGUGCAUAGUUUUUUUUAACAAAGUGUUGCCAAGUGUAACACACAUAAUAACACACACAUACACAAACGCAAAUACACACAGCUCGAAGUGGACAUGUCGGCGUCUACUAAACUGGAGCAGCACUCCAAGCCCAUACUGAGUCCAACACGAUCCCUUGACGAAGGUUUCGAAAGUGAUCCGGAUCGGGUUUCAACCGAUUCAGAGCAUCAAAUAAAUAACAACAACGUCAACUGCAAUAACAAUGCCAGCAAGCUGGCGCAGCUUAGCUCGGCGGCAACGGGCGGUGCCAGCAGCAACAACAGCAACAACAGCAGCAACUGUAACAGCAACAGCAGCAACAACAGCAAUAACAACAAUAGCAACAACUUGACAGAGAAGCGCGGCGCACUCAGUCUGGCCGCGCCGCAGCUGCAGCGACGCGAUUAUUACAAGGAGCAGCAGCAGCAGCAGCAGCAACAGCAACAGCAGCAGCAGCGCCUGCAAUAUCAAAAACAACGCCAGCCGCUGGUCGCCAGCGCCGCCGCCGCCAGCAUUCACAAUCAUCGCUUGACCAAUGGCCUCAGUGUUGGCGCCGGCGCCGCAGCCGCUGCUGCAGCUGGCUAUAGGCGCGGACGUCGCCUGCACGUAGCGCCGCCAGCGCGCCACGCGCUGCGCUCGCAUUCGGUGGACGCUAUUGGCAGACAGCGACAUGGCUAUGAUCCGAGCAGCCUCAUCCUCAAGCACGACGGCAACGGCAACGUUAGCAGCAGCAGCAGCGUCAGUGUCGGCGGCGGCAGCGCCAACAGUCGCAUGCUCAACUACAAGAGCAGCGCGCCUGGCACAGGCUCGGCGGCGGCAGCGGCUGCGGCGGCAGCAGCGGCUGGACAGGCAGCGCUGCUCGUGCAGCCCAUCUCGAGUGCCACGCUGUCGCCGCUGGCGGGCGUUGGGGUGGACGGUGUGGGCGUCGAAGGCGGCGGUGGCGCAUCGCCCGUAAUUGCCUCCGCCACGCACAGCCUGUACACGUUCUACCCGGCCGAGGGAAAUCUGCAGGUGUGGCAAACCGAGUGCGGGGAUCUGACCUAUAAAUCGUCAAGGAAUAUGCAUCAGCUGCACAAGGCGCCCGUGUGCUGGACACAGUCCAUACCCAGGCAGGCAAGACGCUACAUCACGCCAGCCGCCGCAGCGACAACAACAACAGCAGCAGCCGGGGGCAGCAAUUGCGGCACGACGGGCGGUACUAGUCUGGCGGUAUAUCCCACGGCCACGGCGCAGGUCUAUCGCUCCAACAAUGGACUCGAUGUCCUCGACUGCGCCGGCCUGGAGCAUCAUAGUGCAGCGGCGACAACAGCCAACGGCAGCAAUUCCAGCGGCAGCGGCUUCUCCCAGCGACUACGCGAACUGGCCGCAUCCGCCGGACUCCUGUCGCUGAAGCCACGCCAGCCGCUGAAGCCCGUUAUCAAGACACGCGGCUCACCAGGUCCCGAGUUUCCCAAGAAGGUCACGUUCAGCGCCUUUGCCACGGUCCAGGUGGUGUGAUUGUCCACCACGGGGCGUGUCAGCUGCACGUGGGCGCAAGCACUGUGGCUAGUUGCCGCGCGUUUUGCAUUGUUAACCGUUAUUGUUGUUUUGUUGCUGUUGUUAAAUGUUUAGCAUUACUAUCGGAUUGGCAUCUGGCAGACUUGAAAACAUUUGCUUAAGUUUAAAUUUAUAUUUGUGCCAUGUCUUUGGCUUGAAUCUGUUAUGAAAUAUGUACCAAUAUAUGUAUACUCCAUAGCUGAAAAUACCUCAAA